CCACGUGUGCCACUUUCCAUAGGGGGCUGGGGGCGUGUCCUAAGCAGCUUUUUAUAUGUUCUACUGCAUAUUUAUAGUUUAGUGAUCAUAAUAAAACAUCUGAUGGUGUAUUUAUGCUCUAACUGUUUAGUGUAAAACGAGUUUGCUUCACUUCUGAGCUCCGCGGACUUCCAGCACCAGCAAUCACCUCGCUUCAAACCCGGAAGCGUCGUUCUGUUGCCAUAGCAACCACACAACUAACCGGGUACUGGUUUUCUCAGGCAGCCUGAUCCUUCACAUCUGAUGGACCGAACCAGAACCAGAACCCGGUACUUCACCCCCUCAGAGGUGGCUGCGCACAACACCACAUCCGACCUGUGGGUCUCGUUCCUGGGUAAAGUGUUUGACCUGAGUCCGCUGGUGGCCUGCUUCCAGGGAGACCCUCUGCUGCUCCCCAUCACAGAGUGUGCAGGAAGUGACAUCAGCAGCUGGUUUGACCCCCGGACCAGAGACAUCCGGAGGUUUGUGGACCCUCAGACCAACUGUAUCAGGUACUACACCCCCAGGGGUCGCUUCAUCCACACCCCCCCUAGUGGGCCCCGCUCCGACUGGGACAACGACGUGGGCGAGCCCUGGUGGAGGAACCUCCAGUACCAGGUGGGGCUGCUGUCAGAGAAGACCAGGUGGAUCCGGAUUGUCAACACUCUGACCUCACAGGAACAGCUGCAGGAGGUGUGCUCAGAGGAGACCAUGGAGGAGAUCCUACAGCGUUACCUGUGCUACAACUCUCACGCUCGCAGCUACACCUGGAAGUUUGAUGGAGCGAUCCUGGACAUGAGUGCGACGCUGAUGGAGAACGGUGUUCCAGACGAUGACCAGGAGCUGGAUCAGCUGGGACUGGACCGAGACACCUUCAUCCCUGCUGUCCUCCUGCACUUCAAUGACGACCUGACAGAGGGAUGAUGUCAUCACAGCUCUGAGCUCAUCGGGCUGUCCUUAUGAACCAGACUGAAUCAUUAAACCUGUCUGAUGGAAGAAAAUGGGUCAUGUGAUCAUUCCCCCCCGCCCACUAGCUUUGGUUAGAUGUUUGUGUUUCCAUGAUCCACCUAAGGUGGUUCUGACAUUGAGUAGAUCUGCUCCAGAACCCCUGAUGGACUCCAG
Molecule: messenger RNA, 1140 nt
Organism: Nothobranchius furzeri (turquoise killifish)
Lineage: Eukaryota; Metazoa; Chordata; Actinopteri; Cyprinodontiformes; Nothobranchiidae
Source: RefSeq, a predicted model, not a curated record